UCCAACUCCAAAUAGACUUUGGGAUUCUUGAGGAGCCAUCAUCUCGUCAAGAUCCAAUAUCGUCGUUUUCACCACAAGCACUAUUGAUGAACAAUAUUUUUGAAAGAAAUCUUAUUCAUGGCAAUAAAACAAAGGUUAGAACACCUUUUUCCGCGGUAUACUUGGCUGCUGGGUUGUCUUCUCGUUUUGGAUAUCGUAUCAAGUGUUUGCAGGAAGUAGGAAGAUUAGGAGAAACCCUUCUGGAAUUAUCAAUUCGGCAACUUACAAAAUAUGGACUAAGUGACAUAAUUAUUGUGGUGAGCCGUUCAACUUAUCCCAAGGUGCAUCUUGUCGCUGGAGACGCAUUUCAAGGAGUUCCAAUAACAUAUUGCUUCCAAGAAACUCCCAACCAUCGAAAGAAACCUUUAGGCACUGUUCAUGCUUUGCUUUGUGCAAAGGAUGUGAUUGAUAAAGCUUUUAUCGUAUUAAACGGCGACACUUUGUAUGGCGAACACGCCAUCUGCAACAUGGUACAACACAUUCAGUCGAAUGAAAUUCCUUGUAUGCCUGGUUACAGACUAGAAGAUGUUCUUCCCCGUGAGGGCAAGGUGAAUAGAGCCAUUGUGAAUACAGAGCAUAAUUGGUUAGUCAAUAUUGUGGAGCACUACGAUAUUUCUAUGGAAGAUAUUCAAAAUGGACUUUAUACUGGAAAUGAGUUGACUUCGAUGAAUAUAUUUGCUUUUCGACCCGACGUUUUUAGUUAUAUGGAAAACAAGCUGAGAGUUUGGUUGGAACAGAAUCGUCAUGAACCAAGCAAGGAAUAUAUAUUGUCCACUAUGUUGAAUGAUUUGUAUCCAGAAACUGGCAAGCGCACACGUGUAUUUGAAACAGGAAAUGUUCCGUUAGAACUGACCAAUCCCGAAGACUUUGGAUAUGUGAAGAAUAAUCUGGAUUUAGUUGGAUUUUAGUCAAUCUUGAAUGAAAAACUAUUUUGAUAUGAAACAUGCUUAAAUGUAAAUACAUGAAAAG
Molecule: messenger RNA, 1008 nt
Organism: Galdieria sulphuraria
Lineage: Eukaryota; Rhodophyta; Bangiophyceae; Galdieriales; Galdieriaceae
Exons: 5
Coding region: 87-947 (286 amino acids)
Source: RefSeq, a predicted model, not a curated record